This is a messenger RNA of Candidula unifasciata, 235 nucleotides long. The record is from the annotation of a GenBank genome assembly. Lineage: Eukaryota; Metazoa; Mollusca; Gastropoda; Stylommatophora; Geomitridae.
AUGCAGACAGAAAGAACUUCAUUGGCUUCUGUUUCUAUGUUACCGAAUGCUUCUUUGAUCGGGGAACUGUUGUCUGAUAACCUAGUUAGCGAUGAUGCCAGAAAGUUGUUUCAGUGGAUCGGUUACUCUAUAGUCUGUGAACUCAUUGACAUCUUUGGCACUGUGACCAAUAUCAUGAACAUCAUCUGUUUCAUCAAGCUAGGCUUCAAGGAGUCAGUCAACGUCAGCUUGCUAG